AUGGCCUACCAGGGUCGUACGGGCAUCGCAGCUCAACAGAGAGAAGCAGGAGGCACUCAGGCUGCAACGCAACUCUACGCGGCUGUCUUGCAUCUCAAGGAUCGCAACGGACCCGUCAGACUCGAAGACCUCAUCGACUACACCUCUGCCCAUCUGCUCGGCCAACCAGGCGCCGAGCAGGAGGGCGGUCUCCUCCGAGCAUUGCGCCAACACGAGCGCGUCGAGUACGACCCAAGGACAGAUCUCUAUAGUUGGAGGCCACUCCAUCGCAUCACGACUACCGCAGACUUGUACAGAAUCGUCAAGACAGAGGGCGAGAAAGGAGGCAUCAAGGUCUCGUUGCUCAAAGAAAGCUGUCCGACUGUCGAACAGCACAUCAGAACGCUCGAGCAGGACGGCAAGAUCAUCGUCACUCGCGGCGAAAGCAAAGAAUUCGGUAAAGAAGGACCCAUGCGCAUGGUCUUUCCGGACGAGAUUGGUCAGAAGAUCCUUAUCGAUCCUGACUUUCGUAAGCUCUGGGAGGAGAUCAAGACGCCCGGCGAGCUCGACUUGCCUAGCGAGAUGCGGGAGGCCGGGCUCAUGGCCGCCAAGAAAGCAAGCAUUCUGGACCCCAUCGACCGCACUACGGCUCAGAACAAAAAGUCAAAACGGGGUGCUCGUGUGAAGAUCACAAACAAGCAUCUCAAGAGCUUGGGGAUUGAUCUCUCGAAGGAUUACGCUCCAAGCCCGAGCAAGUCAUGAAAUGGAAGCUGUUGUUGUUGUCGAAGAUUUACAUGCAAUCCCCGGAUCCUAUACUGGCAAGCAUGCAAUCGCCCAGAAUCUGCUCCAUUCCCAGCUUGUUUAGUCGGCCAUGACGAUAUCGUUGACUUGGAGUCUCUCCCCCGAAUGAUGGGUUUCUGCCUGAUCUCGACUGCGACGACUGCCGGUCUCGCUGACAGCGCGCGAGGAGAGCUCGGGAUGUCCGAUCUUGAUGAGCUUGCCAUCGUAAGCUCCUUCGCGGUAGCCUUCGACGAUCCGUUGCAAAAGCUCCGAGGUGGACACGCCCUGAGUCCUCCGUGUCGGCAAAAACUUACCUGGAAUAACACAGAAUGAGUGUGAACGGCAUAGCAGUCCAACAUUGGCAGACCUUGAUCCUUGACGAAGGAGUA
This is a messenger RNA of Mixia osmundae IAM 14324, 1148 nucleotides long. RefSeq lists its product as uncharacterized. Gene Ontology annotation, cellular component: transcription factor TFIIE complex. NCBI's taxonomy places the organism in Eukaryota, Fungi, Basidiomycota, Mixiomycetes, Mixiales, Mixiaceae. The transcript is spliced from 5 exons. The record is from RefSeq and is a predicted model, not a curated record. Gene Ontology annotation, biological process: transcription initiation at RNA polymerase II promoter. Bases 1 to 741 code for a protein of 246 amino acids.